This is a messenger RNA of Phoenix dactylifera (date palm), 798 nucleotides long. The record is from RefSeq and is a predicted model, not a curated record. NCBI's taxonomy places the organism in Eukaryota, Viridiplantae, Streptophyta, Magnoliopsida, Arecales, Arecaceae.
AUGGAGGAGGUCACCGGUCCUACUACCCGACUCGACAGUCUCUGUCAGGAUAUGAUUCAGAUGCUGAGAGCUUCCAUGCAGAGUCCCCGAUCUACAGAGGUAGGGAUUUUGAUGGCAUACCUGUCCUACCACAUUUGGUUGGACAGGAAUGCCGGCCUAUUUGAGGGGAGCAGGUUGUCCCCGAGGAGGGUGGUGGAUAGAGCUGCGCUAUAUGCGAGGGAGGUUAUAGCGGCUACCGUUCGAUUCUUUUCUGGGAUAGUCAGGGACACCUGGGGUACUCUCCACGCUGCUUCAGCGCCCCAGUUUGCCCUUGUUUCUUGGGUACCCCCACCCCUUGACUAUCUCAAAGUAAAUUUUGACGGCAGUCGGUCAGUGGAUGGUGCAGCUGGAGGGGUUGGAUUUGUGAUUAGGGACCACCUUGGCAGGUUGAUAGCAGCAGGAGGGAGGCGCACGCCAGGACUCACAGUAGUUGGGGCAGAGCUGCAGGCAGCCUGGGAGGGUAUAUCCUAUGCGUGGCAGGUACUUGGCGUGGAGCGGGUCUGCCUUGAGGGAGAUUCAUCUGUGGUUAUCGACUGGCUCCGAGGGGCGGAUCGGUUUGGGGAUGGUCACCCCCUCAUCCGGGAGAUUCGUAGGGUGGUGCUGCUGUUGGGCGAGGUUCAGAUAGGACAUGUGUUCAGGGAGGCGAACAGGGCUGUAGACUGGGUCGCCUCUUAUGUUGCUCGGUGGUGCACUUUAAAAUAUGUGUCGGUUGAUGGACGACAGAGGAUUGUGCGCUUUAAAAUCUGUGCAGGUGGAUGA